Molecule: messenger RNA, 465 nt
Organism: Saccostrea cuccullata (small rock oyster)
Lineage: Eukaryota; Metazoa; Mollusca; Bivalvia; Ostreida; Ostreidae
Exons: 3
Source: RefSeq, a predicted model, not a curated record
AUGGUAGAGAGGUUCACUGGAGAAUCUCAUUAUACUCAUAAAGGAGCAGCUGUAGAUCCCCUUUGUUUACCAAGAGAUCCAGAGUGGGGGAUCUACAGAAAUGGAAAUGAUGCCAAUAGAGCUUACGUAUAUGGCGCAGAAUACGAACUGGGUGCCUUCCCGAGUCGCUUUUCGUCACUUACUCAUCAAGUCAUACCCUGCGCAGUUUGCCUUGUUCAAAACAGAUCCGUUGUGAAAAUGUUUCCAGCAAGAAAAACCUGCUUCAAAGGUUGGGACUUUGAAUACCAGGGAUACCUAAUGCCUGGGUACCACGGUCAUGCAGCUAGUACAACGUACAAGUGUGUUGACGAGAAUCCAGACACCUUUCAUGGUGGCAAAGCUGGUAAUUAUGGCUACCUAUUCUACCUGGUAGAAGGACGCUGUGGUUCAUUGAAAUGUCCACCAUAUGUCGAGGGAAGAGAGAUU